AUGAGCGACUACAGAGAUGCUGUCGUCCGUGAUUUCGCUCAUAAUCCCAAGUACCAUGUACUUGGCACUUGUGAGGAGAUGAUCGCCAACCGAAUCUCCCACUUCUUCGACAUACAUGGUCCAAGUGCUACUGUACAUACAGCCUGCUCAUCAAGCCUCGUGGCGAUUCACUUGGCCUGCCAGAGUCUCCUGUCAGGAGAUGCUGAGAUGGCCCUUGCUGGCGGUGUCGGAAUGAUCUUGACACCAGACGGCACAAUGCAACUCAACAAUCUUGGAUUUCUCAACCCCGAGGGCCAUUCACGGUCUUUUGACAAGGACGCCGGAGGAUAUGGGCGUGGUGAAGGAUGUGGUAUCCUUGUUUUGAAGAAGCUUGACAAGGCUAUUCAAGAUGGUGACAACAUCAGGGCAGUCAUCCGCGCCUCUGGCGUCAACUCAGACGGCUGGACUCAGGGUGUCACAAUGCCAUCCAGCGAGGCUCAAGCAGCACUUAUCAAGCAUGUUUACGAGACUCGUGGCUUGGACUAUGGCGCCACCCAGUAUGUGGAGGCUCAUGGUACCGGAACCAAAGCUGGAGAUCCUGUUGAAACGGGCGCUAUCCACCGUACUAUUGGCCAAGGCGCAAGCAAGAAUCGAAAGCUGUGGAUCGGUCAUCUUGAGGCUGCUGCAGGUGUGGCUAGCGUUAUCAAGGGGGUUCUGGCUAUGGAAAACAGCCUUAUUCCUCCCAAUAUUCAUUUCGCUAGUCCAAACCCUGAGAUUCCACUCGACGAGUGGAACAUGGCUGUACCCACCAAGCUAACUCCGUGGCCCGCGGCUCGUACCAAGCGUAUGAGCGUUAGUGGCUUUGGCAUGGGAGGUACAAACGGACAUGUCGUCUUGGAAGCAUUCAACUCAACACCACAAAGCAUUCUCUACGGCGAUGCCCAAUACCAACCCGCUCACAACGGUAAGAGACUGUUUACAUUCAGCAGUCACGACCAAGCCGGUCUCGAUCGAGUCUCCAAGUCCUUGGUCGACCAUCUCGACAGCCUGGGACCCGCCGGAGCGAGACCCGAGUACCUGGCUGAUCUAGGGUACAGUCUUUCUGUCGGCAAAUCUGGCCUAUCUUGGAAAACAGCUCACCUAGCGGAGAGUUUGACUGAACUGCGCGAAAAGCUUUCCAGUCCUCAAAGCGAGCAUGCUGUUCGAGAGCCAAGGAGCCAGCCAAAGAUCGGCUUCGUUUUCACAGGUCAAGGCGCUCAAUGGGCUCGAAUGGGAGUCGAGAUGCUUCACCGUCCAGUCUUCAAGGAAUCAGUGCAGAGAUCUACCGAUUAUCUGCAGCAGCUGGGCUGCGACUGGACUCCCAUUGUUGAAUUGUCCAGGGCUCAAAAGGAAUCUCGACUGACUUUGCCCGAGAUCAGCCAGCCUAUCUGUUCGGUGUUGCAGAUUGCGCUGGUCGACGAACUCAGGUCGUGGGGUGUAGCACCCGUCAGUGUGGUCGGUCAUUCCAGUGGCGAGAUAGCCGCAGCAUAUUGCAUUGAGGCUCUAUCUCACAAAGAUGCCAUCGCAGUUGCAUACUUCAGGGGCAAGGUCUCAGCUGGUCUCAACCAUCUGAAUGGUGGCAUGAUGGCUGUUGGCUGUUCCAGAGCUGAAGCAGAGACACUCAUCGAUGAGUCUGACUUGCAAGGCGGCCAUGUAACAGUGGCUUGUGUCAAUUCACCCUCGAAUGUCACCCUUUCUGGAGAUGUUGCCCCCCUGGAUCAAUUGAAGGGCAUAUUGGAGAAACGAGGCAUUUUUGCCCGACGACUGAGAGUUGAGGUGGCAUAUCAUUCCACUCACAUGAACUCCGUAUUCGCCGACUACACUGCAUCUAUUGCGGAUAUCGAGCCCCAGUCAUGUCCCUCCCAUCAGCCCAUCAUGGUAUCCAGCGUUACCAACAAUCAAGUCGACCCUGCACUUCUUGGUUCCUACUACUGGGGUCGCAAUCUGAUCUCUCCUGUAUUGUUCUCAGACACAAUCAAGGAGAUGGUUUCCCCAGCUGAUGGUAACGGCCAAAAGGCUGUCGAUUUACUGGUUGAGAUUGGUCCCCAUGGUGCUUUGGGUGGUCCUAUCGAACAGAUUCUGUCUCAUUUUGACAUCGAGAACGUUGGGUACCAAUCCAUGCUCACACGAGGUCAGAAUGCAGUCGAGACUAGUUUGGAGCUUGCAACGAGUCUGUUCCUCCAGGGAGUUGCCAUCGAUAUACAAAAGGUCAAUGGCGAUUCGGGUUGCCGUUUACUUACAAACCUUCCCCCAUACCCCUGGAACCACUCCAAGAAGUUCCGAGCAGAAUCUCGCCUCCAGAGGGAGCUUAUUGCGCAAAGUACCCCGACAAGAAGCAUUAUCGGUGCCCCUGUGCCCAAGAUGAACGAGAGUCAACGUGUUUGGCGGGGCUUCAUCAGGCUUGAUGACGAACCUUGGAUCCGCGGCCACACAGUAGGUACCACGGUCCUGUUUCCAGGUGCUGGAAUGGUCAGCAUAGUUCUCGAGGCCGCACAGCAGAUGGUUGAUCCUGGCAAAGUUGCACGCGCAUUCAGACUCCGCGAUGUGUCUUUCUCGGCUGCCAUGGCCCUCCCCGAGGAUCAGGCUACCGAAGUCAUCAUACAGAUGAAGCCACAACUGGUUGCGACCUCUGGAUCGACCCCAGCCACGUGGUGGGAGUUUACAGUAUCCUCAUGUGCUGGAACUGAUCAGUUGAGAGACAACUGCCGAGGAUUGAUUACGAUUGAUUACGAGGGCAAUACAAGUCAGCAGAUGGCUCACGAGGACUCUCAAGUCGUCUCUGGGCGGAUUUCUGACUACCACCAAAUUCUUGAGGAAUGCCCUGCAACUUACGCCAAAGAUCGCUUCUACAAACACAUGAUGAAAGCUGCAUGGCGUUAUGGCGAGACUUUCCAGGGAGUUGAGAACUGCCACCCUGGCGACGGCAAGACUGUUUUCGAUGUUAAACUUAUCGAUAUUGGCGAGACCUUCAGCAAGGGGCAGCUCGACAGACCAUUCCUAAUCCAUGGAGCGACGCUUGACGCCGUGUUCCAGGGUUGGUUAGGAAGUACAUACAAGAACGGCACCUUUGAGUUUGACAAGCCUUUCGUCCCGACCAAGAUUGGGGAGAUGGAGAUCUCUUUCAAUGUCCCAUCAGAAGCUGGAUACAUGAUGCCUGGUCUCUGCAGAUCACACAGAUCUGGCUUCAAUGAGUUGUCUGCCGACACCAUCAUGUUCGACAAGGAUUUGUCAAGAGUUAUCCUGUCGGUGAUCGACUUUCGAACCUCGGAGCUUGAAAUGGACGGAGCCGCUACUGAGGAGACUACUGUUGAAGUUGACCCAGCUGAUAUUACUUCCAAAGUGCUUUGGGACUAUUCGUUGAGUCUCAUGGAGCCAUGCGAUCUCAAGCAAGUAAUGGGAAGCAUCGUAGCACAAAACAGUCUCACUGACGUAAGUACUCUCCACGACAAAUACUUCUUUGAAUAUGUCGCUAAGCAUUAUCCACAGUUUGUUCGCAUGCUGCUCCAUGACAAUCCAGCAGCCAAUAUUGUCGAAUUCAUCUCGCGUUCAGAUGGGCUACCCAACACGUACGCAUCCAAACUCCCUCCAGGAACCAUUCUACCAACCCAAAUUCGAUACGCAGUUGUGGAUGAAACUGAAGACGUUGGGGACGAAAAUGCAGCCUCAAGCAUGUUGACUAUCGAUGCCCUAGUUGAUUCCGUAUCAGCAAGCGGAGCAACUGCAGAUAUAGUCGUUAUCCCACAAGGAUUCCAGUUUCAGGACAAUUAUGCUAAGAUCCUUGAGCCAUUGGCAAAGGUAUCAAAGCCCAAUACAACGAUUGUGGUUGCUGUCGACACCCCAGAUACCACGGUGCCGUUGAAGGCAAAGGGAUUUCAGCUCCUACACAGCAUUCAAGGCACUCCGUCUUUAGAGGUCUUCGCCGGCCUCACGGGUGAGCAAGAAAAACCGACAAAUGGAAUUCACAAGGAAGAGGUAGUGCUUCUGUUGCCAUCAAUGUUAUCGACUGUGACAAAAGAGUUUGCCGAGGAAGUGCAGCUGGAUCUUGAGGGCCAAGGCUUCAGUGUGUCGACAGAGAGUUUGGCUGAGAGCAUUGAUGACUCUACUUUUGACGGCAAGACAUGCGUGUCGUUGUUGGAAGUUGAGCGGCCACUACUGGAUAGCCUCUCUGAGUCGGACUUUCAACUCAUUCGCAAAGUCGUUUUGACUUCUCAGCGCAUUCUAUGGGUCACCCAUGGUGAGAGUCCGUCGCUGGCCCUGGUUGACGGCUUCUCACGGUGCAUCAUGAGCGAGAUUGAGGGCGUCAAGUUCCAAGUCCUGCAUCUCAGCGAGCCAACUGGAUUGCAACAUGGACCACGUCUUGCAGCAAAGGUCAUUGCGUCCAAGGCUUCGGACAACGAAUUUCGCGACAAGGAUGGAUUGCUGCAGGUUGCAAGAAUCUUCAAAGGGUUGACGGAGAACGAGAAUAUCCGUCAUCACCUCCACGAUGACGUUCGAGUGACAAGACUGAGCAACCAGGAACAUCCUUUGAGACUCACCAUUGGAAAGCCUGGUCUCUUGGACACGCUUUACUUUGUUGACGACGAGCGAGUAUUGGCUCCGCUCGCAGACCACGAGGUUGAGAUUCAAGUCAAGGCGACAGGUCUCAAUUUCCGAGAUGUCAUGGCAUCAAUGGCACUGGUUCCAGUAAAAGGACUUGGCCAGGAAGCAAGCGGCAUUGUCCUCAGGACUGGCCGUGAUGCAACGCAUCUGAAGCCUGGCGACCGUGUGAGUACCCUCGAUAUGGGAACUCAUGCGACAGUCAUGAGGGCAGAUCACCGAGUCACGGUCAAGAUACCCGAUGCCAUGUCAUUUGAAGAAGCAGCUGCAGUUCCCGUCGUGCACACUACAGCAUACUAUGCACUUGUUAGGCUGGCCAAGCUUCAGCGAGGUCAAUCUGUCUUGAUCCAUGCCGCAGCAGGAGGAGUAGGUCAAGCAGCUCUACAGUUGGCCAACCAUCUCGGUCUCGUUGUAUACGCCACUGUCGGCUCAGACGACAAACGCAAGCUUCUCACGGACACAUACCAAGUGUCAGAGGAUCACAUCUUUAACUCGCGAGAUGCAAGCUUUGCCAAAGGUAUCAUGCGUGUCACCGGCGGUCGCGGAGUGGAUUGCGUUUUGAAUUCACUCUCUGGUGAGCUGUUGCGUGUAUCUUGGAGCUGCCUUGCAACUUUUGGUACAUUUGUCGAGAUCGGCUUGCGAGACAUCACCAAUAACAUGCUUCUUGAUAUGCGGCCCUUUUCCAAGAGUACAACAUUUUCCUUCAUCAACAUGUAUACUCUCUUUGAGGAGGACCCAUCGGCACUAGGAGACAUCCUUGAGGAGGUUUUUAAGCUUUUGGGUGGUGGUAUCCUUCAAACACCAAGCCCCAUGACGGUGUAUCCCAUCAACCAAGUUGAGGACGCUUUCCGUAUCAUGCAACAAGGCAAACACCGCGGAAAGAUCGUACUCUCCUUCCCAGAUGACGCUCAGGCUCCUGUAUUGCAUGUGGCCAAGAACUCAAUGAAGCUUGAUAGUCAAGCGACAUACCUCUUUGUCGGAGGCCUUGGUGGCCUCGGUCGCAGUCUUGCAAAGGAAUUUGUGAGCUGUGGAGCCAAGAAUAUCGCCUUCAUCUCACGAUCAGGCGAUAGCACUAGCGAAGCCAAGGCCACCAUCAAAGAGAUCACAAGUCGAGGUGCCAAUGUCAAGGCCUAUGCUGCCGACAUCUCGAAUGAGACGGCAUUCCUUAAUGCAAUGAAGGAGUGCUCGCGAGAGUUUCCACCAAUCAAGGGCGUGGUUCAGAUGGCCAUGGUGCUUCGUGAUGUCGUCUUCGAGAAGAUGACAUAUGAGGAGUGGAAGCUUCCAUUGAAGCCCAAGGUACAAGGAAGUUGGAACCUACACAAGUACUUCGACCACGAGCGACCUCUUGAUUUUAUGGUUAUCUGUUCCUCAAGCUCAGGUAUCUAUGGAUAUCCCAGCCAAGCCCAGUACGCAGCUGGAAAUACUUAUCAAGAUGCUCUGGCUCACUAUCGCCGGGCUCAAGGACUCAGGGCGGUAUCUGUCAACUUGGGCAUCAUGCGUGAUGUCGGAGUGCUUGCAGAACAAGGCACCAGCGGAAACAUCAAGCUCUGGGAAGAGGUGUUGGGAAUCCGCGAGCCUGCAUUCCAUGCCCUGAUGAAGAGUUUGAUCAAAGGACAGACAGACAACAAUAGCGAGUUUCCUGCCCAAAUCUGCACCGGCUUGGGAACCGCCGAUAUCAUGGCAACUCACGGUCUAGCGAAGCCCACAUACUUCCAAGACCCUCGUUUUGGGCCUCUGGCGGUCACAAGCCUCUCUUCUGACGCUUCUGGUGACAAGCAGUCAACGGCCAUGUCUAUUUCUUCUCAAUUGUCUGAAGCGAGCAGCAAGGCGAAAGCAACUGAAAUCAUUACAAAUGCCUUGAUCGGAAAAGUAGCCGACAUCUUGCAAAUGCCACAGUCAGAGGUUGACCCAGGUCAGCCGCUGUACCGUUAUGGAGUGGACUCUCUUGUUGCACUAGAGGUCAGAAACUGGAUCACAAGAGAGAUGAAGGUAAAUGUCGCUUUGCUUGAAAUCCUGGCUGCAGUGCCUAUGGAGAGCUUUGCUGGAAAGCUUGCUAGUACUAGCAAGUUGGUUACGGUAUCUUGA
Molecule: messenger RNA, 6699 nt
Organism: Fusarium graminearum PH-1
Lineage: Eukaryota; Fungi; Ascomycota; Sordariomycetes; Hypocreales; Nectriaceae
Exons: 4
Coding region: 1-6699 (2232 amino acids)
Biological process (GO): fatty acid biosynthetic process; secondary metabolite biosynthetic process
Molecular function (GO): fatty acid synthase activity; oxidoreductase activity; phosphopantetheine binding
Source: RefSeq, a predicted model, not a curated record